Cooperia oncophora is the source of this 294-nucleotide messenger RNA. Lineage: Eukaryota; Metazoa; Nematoda; Chromadorea; Rhabditida; Trichostrongylidae. The record is from the annotation of a GenBank genome assembly.
AUGGUGUUCGGUGCUGGCGCGGUUUAUCGGGAAAAGAUUAAGAGGUUACGAAAGCCCGUCAAUCCAAGGGAUUGGGUAGACUCGAAGCCAGCGCUGUCAUCCACUCCGAUCCACAACUACGAACGGAAUUUGGUGCAGGUGCCAUUCGACGUUGCUCGUGCGCCAAUCGCUGAUGUUGACACGCUUGAUGUUAUGAGCUACGCAUCUGUUGGUUCCAUCAUUGGUCAUGAGGUUACGCACGCGUUUGACGAUCAAGCCGGUUUCUUGCCCAUGCCCAUUUCGGAUUUCUUGUAA